UCUGCUUCAUAAAAAAACCAGCUCUCCCCAGAGCCUAACCAGACUGCUUCUUUGAUCCCUCUCUCUUCUCACAUUAGCCUUCUGCUACUUCUUCAUCUUCUUCUUCAUUUUGCUUGUUGUAUAUAUUUAAGAAAAGAAGCUCUCCAAAGUUUUAAACUUUGAUGUCUACACCUUUAGAACAUGAUUACAUAGGAUUAACAGAGUCUUCUUCUAUGGAAAGAAGCUCUGAGAAGAUAUCUUCUUCUUCUUCCUCCUCUUUUAGUCACUCCAUUGAAGAAAAAACUAGAAAAACUAUCAAUAAUACUUCUCUCAAUCUCAAAGAAACUGAGCUGAGGCUUGGUUUACCAGGUUCUCAGUUUCCUGAGAGAAAAGUCUCUCUUUUUGGCAAAGAUUUGGAGAGUAAUGAUAAAAGUAAUGGUUUUUCUGUUAGCCCUUUGAAGAACUUGGUGUCUGGAGCUAAAAGGGGUUUCUCACAUGCCAUCAAUGGGUCUAAUGGAAAAUGGGUCCCUAUGAAUGGUAAAUCUGAUGUUGAGUUGGCUAAAGGUGCUACCUUCACCUCUCCUAGAAGUGGCUUGGAGAGCAAGAGCAAUUCCCAGCAAGUAAGGGUAUCUGUACCUGCCAUGAAAGAGGUUGGUGGUACUGUUACCCAGUCUCCAAAGCAAGUUCAAGAUAAGCAGAAUCUUGUUCCUCCUGCAAACGAGCAUGCUUGUGCUCCUGUUGCAAAGGCACAGGUUGUAGGAUGGCCACCAAUUCGUUCAUUCCGGAAGAAUACCAUGGCCUCUAAUUUGGUAAAGAACAGCGAUGACGCUGCCGGUUGCCUCUAUGUAAAGGUGAGCAUGGAUGGAGCACCAUACCUGAGGAAGGUUGACCUCAAGACCUUCAAAAACUAUAUGGAACUGUCAUCAGCUUUGGAGAAGAUGUUCAGCUGUUUUACAAUUGGGCAGUGCAGUUCCCAUGGGCUACCCAUGCGAGAUGGUAUCAGUGAGAGUCGUUUGAUGGACCUUAUCCACGGAUCAGAGUACAUGAUGACAUAUGAAGACAAAGACGGUGAUUGGAUGCUUGUCGGCGAUGUUCCAUGGGAGAUGUUCACUGAUUCGUGUAUGAGAAUAAGGAUAAUGAAAGGUUCAGAGGCAAUUGGACUAGCUCCAAGGGCCAUGGUGAAAUGCAAGAACCAGAAUUAAUGCAAAAGCAUCUUGAAGACCAAAAAGAAAGGAAGCCUUCAGAACUCCAGAAUUUUAAGGAUGAUCAGUAGAGCACUUUACUCAAGAAUUAUAUAUAUGUUUUCAGAUAUCAUAAGGUUGAUGUAUUUAGUGGAAUUUAGAGGAAAAAAAAAAGCUUCUAUCGGACGGAUGAUGGCAUUGGAGACAUAUCCAAUUAUUUAAGGUUGUCUGGUUUACAUGUCUUCUUUUAUCUUUUUCUCCGUUUGUGUAUUUUCUAUACUGUGUAAAUGGAUGAUUCCUCGCAGAUUGCCAAUC
Molecule: messenger RNA, 1475 nt
Organism: Durio zibethinus
Lineage: Eukaryota; Viridiplantae; Streptophyta; Magnoliopsida; Malvales; Malvaceae
Product: auxin-responsive protein IAA27-like
Biological process (GO): regulation of DNA-templated transcription
Cellular component (GO): nucleus
Source: RefSeq, a predicted model, not a curated record